Dioscorea cayenensis subsp. rotundata (Guinea yam) is the source of this 1637-nucleotide messenger RNA. RefSeq lists its product as uncharacterized. The transcript has 6 exons. The record is from RefSeq and is a predicted model, not a curated record. Bases 943 to 1290 code for a protein of 115 amino acids. NCBI's taxonomy places the organism in Eukaryota, Viridiplantae, Streptophyta, Magnoliopsida, Dioscoreales, Dioscoreaceae.
UUUCAGAUCUAAAUUCUCUCAUCUCUCUUAUGCUUUUUCCUCUCUGAAUUCCUUUAGCUUGUGCUAGGGUAUAGAGAAAUCUCCAGGCUAGUCCUCUGAUUUCUCUUGGUUUGGUUGUUGAUUGUAUUGAAUUCUUUCCCAUUUCAAUAUAAGUAGUUGUUCUUGUGGUGUUGGUUUGUUUGGUUGCUGAAUUUUUCUACAGGAAAGUAGCUGAAGCUUGGAGAUCGGCAUCAUCCUCGCACGGGCUUCUUCUCGAUCAGGCUUCCCAUCGCUGAUCCCUUGAGCUUCCCAUCGCCGAUUCCUAAUUUCCUCUCUUGUUUGUGGUUUCUGUUUGCGUUGCAUUCUGAGCAUUGAUGACAUAAGGAAUUGUUGUAAAGCAAAAGUGCCUUGCUUUGAUUUUGAGAACCGUAGUCGUAAUGGAUUCAAGGAACUUCAAGUUUCUGAGGACUGCGGAGUGGUUGAUUGGAUACUCCAAUCUUGCGAGUUGUUCUAUUAAAUAUAACACAAGUGGGCAGUAAUUUGUUUUUAAUCAGAUAAGCCACUUAAUUAUAUUAGGAUUUUUCUCUCUUCUGUUUGGCUGUUUGGUGUAAGCUAAACUAUUCUUUUGAUACAAGUAGUUAUUUGCUUCAUAAAAAUGAAUAAAUAAUGAAAUUUAUUAAUAAAAAAAUAAUAUAAAAUAAAUUGAGAAAUAUAAUAAGAUAUUCGGAUAAGAAAAUAAAUAAAGAAAGUGGGAUAGAUUAUUAGUAGUGAUCGGUGCCCCUACUAGCCAAUAUUUUGCAUAUGAUGAAUACUUUUAUUUUUUUAUUUUAUUGUGUGUGCGAGCUUCUCUUAUUCAGGAAGAAAAAGACACAUUUAGUUUGUUUCAAUGCAUGCUUCUCUCUUACAGCUCUUGAUCCUGGUUGAUGAUACUGGUAGUUGUUUUCCUGCAAUCAACCAUCCACCAUGGAAUGGGGUUACACUCGCGGAUUUCUUAUGCCCUUCUUCUUAUUUAUAGUUGGUGUUGCUCUUGGACUAGCAUACAAGAGAGUGCCAAAUAGAGUUGUUGCAACAAGAAAGGCUAUACUCCGGGCUCUGAAGUUGUGCCUUUUAGGCCUUGUUCUCCAAGAGUGCUUGACAUCUUCAAUUUCUGUGAACUGUGAGUUGACAACUCCUAAUAAACACCAUUGCAAAGAGUUUCCUGUAAAUCAGACAACGGAACCUGCUAUUGAUUCUUCCUUUGAUCAUUCACUCUUGUGUUUAACUAACCCUGUGAAGGAAGAGGAGCAUUUUCCCAGUGAAAAGGCUGGGUGAAGAGGUCGAUACAAAAGCCGUGGAAGAGGUCAACUUCCUCAAAAUUCAAAUAAGGAUGGUACUGCACUAAUUCUACUCAUGCGUUUUUACUAUGGCUUCUAUUUCCACUUUUCUUUUACACAUGUUCAUUCUUAGAAUUUGUUAUACAUAAUGAUACAUUAUAGUGAAAUAUGACAUAUAUUCCCAGUUACUUAACUCUAGAAUACUCUUGUGUGUCUGUGUAAAUCAAACACAGAAUGCUUGGCUUGUAUUCCAGAUGGCUUGUCAUUGUCAUUGGGAGGGAUAUCAACCAUGUUGCUAAUAGGCUUGACAAUCUAAUUUAAACCAAAUUAAGCUUUAAAAUGAAU